AAUUCAAAUCCACUUCAUAGAGUCCCUUAACAAAAACAGAACCAGCUAAGCUCUGUCCCUCCUCCGGCCCAUCCACACAUCCCACUCCUCUUCUUUAUAUAAGUCUAUCCAUACCCCUCCAUUUCCUAUCACCUGCAAGCCCCUCAUCUCCCACACUCAUCCUUAAACCUCCCCUCAAGCUCCUCACCCCUGCUUCCAAAUUAUUCUUAAUCACACUAAUCACCACACUAAUCAAUCCAUUAAGAGCAUUAAAACCCACCACUUAAUGGGAAACACCGACGCCGCCUACAUGGCCGGCGUUGAGCUCGCCCACCGAGUUCCCAUCCCCCCUCCUCGCCCCUUCAUCGACACCUUCCUCUCCAACCUAAAAGAAACCUUCUACCCCGACGACCCCUUCCGUCAGUUCAAACAAGAAAAAGGCGGCCGGCGAGUCAUCCGUGCCCUCCAAUACUUCCUGCCCAUCCUCGAAUGGGCUCCAAACUACACUCUUAGCUUCUUUCGCGCCGACCUCAUCGCCGGCAUCACUAUAGCCAGUCUUGCCAUCCCCCAGGGCAUCAGCUACGCCAAGCUAGCUAAUCUUCCUCCUAUACUUGGGCUCUAUUCGAGCUUUGUGCCGCCGCUGGUGUAUGCGAUGAUGGGGAGUUCGAGGGAUGUGGCGGUGGGUACGGUGGCGGUGGCGUCGCUGCUGAUGGCGUCGAUGUUGGGGAAAUCGGUGUCUGCGAAGGAAGAGCCCACUCUUUACUUGCAUUUGGCGUUAACCGCCACGUUCUUCGCCGGCGUUCUACAGGCGGCUCUGGGCCUGCUUAGGUACCCGGUUUACAUUAUUAUCAAAUAAAAGACAACCACACUU
Phalaenopsis equestris is the source of this 850-nucleotide messenger RNA. Its product is annotated as sulfate transporter 3.1-like. The record is from RefSeq and is a predicted model, not a curated record. The transcript is spliced from 2 exons. Lineage: Eukaryota; Viridiplantae; Streptophyta; Magnoliopsida; Asparagales; Orchidaceae. Gene Ontology annotation, biological process: transmembrane transport. Gene Ontology annotation, cellular component: membrane. Bases 266 to 835 code for a protein of 189 amino acids. Gene Ontology annotation, molecular function: secondary active sulfate transmembrane transporter activity.